UUAGAAAAUCCAGGGUUAACAAAGCUCGCUGAUAGACAGCUCAAUGACACGGGUUACCUUUCCCCGCUUCCGGUUUCUUCGAGUAUAAUUGAUAAUGGGACGCGCGAUGUAACUAACUGUGGCAUCGAUUAAGCUCGGCUUUAUUCCGUUUCGCGACCGAGGGUUACGAUUUGAUUACUAAAUCUAGCAUUGAAACAUCUCGGAUAACUGCGCGCACCCGCUUCUCCACGAAGGGAAGAUCAGUCGCACGCCGAAACCCGGAUCCAAAUCCAUGAACGCUGACGGAGUAGAUUUUCAGAUAAUGAGGAAACAGGAGAGGGCGCAUUUUUUCAGCUCCAAAGAGCAGGAGCUCAUUUUGAAAUUGUAUGAAGAAGAGAGAGAGAUCCUAACAGCUAAAUCCAACACCACCAGUGCCUCCAAGCUCAGAGAGGAAGCCUGGCAGAGAAUUGCUGAUAAAAUAAAUGCGGUCUCGGACAGUGGCUACAAAAGGACAUGGCAGCAAGUGAAAGUCAAACACAAGAACAUAGUGCAAACAGCAAAAAGGAAAAGGGUUGCAAUGAUGAGGAACGAGGGAGGUUCAGCAACCCCGUCACUGAACUCCGGCGAGGACGACGGGCUGCAUCACAAAGACAACGGGCUGAGAGUGGAGGUUCUCCCUGGAGGUGCCUGUAUUGACACGGCGACUGUGUCUGAUAGCUCUUUCAUGAGCGUGUCGGGCCACCCUGUCCUCCUCCUGCCUGUAACAAAGACUGAACCAGAGAGCCUUAGCAGCGACGAGACAGACAUUAGUGACACUCAGUUUGAGGGGGAUGUGCACACUAGCGGCUUGCAGGAGGGUGCCAACUCAGCAGGUGCUACAACUGGUGGCAGAAGUGGAGAGAAGCAGACAGAAGACCUCAGGUCUCUUUACUGCUCCUACCUAAAGAAGGAGAUCGAGAACCGGGACCAAGAGAUGGCAUACAGAGCGCUUAAAAUGAGGAAGCUGGAGAAAGAAAUCUUAUUACUUGAUAAGCAGCUGAUGUGAUUGUGAGAAAAAAAAAUAUUUUUAUCCUUUUAUGUAAAAAAACAACAACAAUUAGUUAAGGCCAGGAAAUGAAUAAAUUCCUCCAGUCCUAUUUAUUAGCUGGCCUGACAUGUUGCCUUUUACCACGGCACACUCGACAGAGGGGUGUGUAGGUUGUAGUUAUAACUGCAGCUGUAGGCAGCAGUAACUCUCACUGGCCGGUCAAGGUUGUAAUGAUAUGUGUCGGUACCUUUUUCUUCCCUGCUUUUCUUUUUGCAGUAUUGCAUCACACAACUUAUGCAACAGUGCUCACACUACUAUACACCGAUACUCGGACUAUGAGAGCAUUUGAACCGCACUGAUGGAAGGCAGCAUCUCUAUGACAGGGUUUAGAGUAGCAUAUAAGUGGAGCCCCUGAGAGCAGCAAGCACUUAUAGCACCAUGUUCACUGUAUUCCACCACAGUGGAUUUGAAUGAAUGAAUGAAUGCAACAACAUGGAUUUAAUGGCUUUAGUUUUAGAAGAGAGUUUAGUAACAGAUUUUUUAUUUUUAUUUUUUAAAGAGUUAUUUCUGCAAUUUUUCUAAAUUGACAAAUGAUCCGAAUCUUGUGCUUAGAUUUUUUGUUUUUAAACUGUGUGCAGGCUGAGGUCUUUGAAUAAUUAAGGACUUUGGAGAGAAGUUGUGUGUGUUGCUGUCUGGAAACUACAGUGUUCAGAGGAUGGACUACAAAAAGCACUUUGCCCCCGUGUUCUCACCGUAUUUACCGUUUACUAUUUUUGUUUGUUUAUAACCCUAAUUUACCAAGACUUUGAAUUUAAAAAAGAAUAAUGCUUACCAUUUAGAAUGAUUGCACUAUGAAAUGCCACUCACCCUGUUGUCCACUCACGAUCAUCUUUGCUGUAGUAUUUAGAGAAUUUCACCAGCUCUUGUUAUGGCUGCCAUGCAGAUACAUCCUAGUCACUUUGCUUAGUUUGGAAACCUUCUAAUGUUGUCUGUAACCAGUAACUUCCUGGCCUGUUUUCAUGCCAAGGUUUUUUUUUUUUGUUGUUUUUUGCUUGUAUGAUUUGGACACACUGGGCCAACACCUCAGUCACUUUGUUGAAAUACCUGGAAAAUGGGUGUGACAGCUCUGGUAAUGUGAAGUCACAAGCAUCUGCAGUUGAUUUCAGCCAGCAGCACACAGACCUCUCUGUUCUCUGUGUUAGAAAUGGUGCUAACUGUUGUGUUAUGGCUGGAGGUCUGUCUGAUUUUUAAACAUAUGAACUUCAGAGUUUGCUCGCUCUCCAAACAGCUCUGACUCUGUCAUUUCUCUCCAAAGAAUGAUCUAAAAAUCAUGAUGUUAA
Molecule: messenger RNA, 2346 nt
Organism: Archocentrus centrarchus (flier cichlid)
Lineage: Eukaryota; Metazoa; Chordata; Actinopteri; Cichliformes; Cichlidae
Exons: 7
Coding region: 272-1024 (250 amino acids)
Cellular component (GO): nucleus
Source: RefSeq, a predicted model, not a curated record